AUGUUCAUUGCCCAUUGUUCUCGUAUUGUUCAGGGCAGCCUGGCCUGCCUGACCCCUCCUCCUCCUCCUCCUGCAUCUUGCCUACCGUCCUUCUCCCUCCGCCAGGCUCCCAAAGACGAACCGCUACCCCCGCCCACCACAGCCAACGAGCAGACCAGGUACCGCUUCUACGCAACCAACCCCGCCGAGCACCGCCGCGAGCAGCUCGGCCUCGACGCCCUCAGCCCCGCCGAGCGACAGACCUGGGCCAACGCCGCCUUCCUCCCACGCCUCGCCGCGCGCCAGGCCCACCUGCCGCCCAAGGCCGACCGCGAGUUCUGGAAGCAGGCCGCCCGCGAGUCGCUGCCGCCGCGCCGCCUCCGCGCCGCCGCCGGUCAAAAGACGCACGCCUGGGGCCCCGACCGCCACGGCCGCGACAUCGGCGACCUCCCGCUCGACCAGUUCGCCGAGCGCGCACGCAGGCAGGCGAGCCUCGCCGCCCUCGAGGCGCUGCACCGCCGGUUCCGCCAGAGGCGCGAGUUGGCCGAGAGCGGCCUGCUGGGGACCUGA
This is a messenger RNA of Verticillium alfalfae VaMs.102, 549 nucleotides long. RefSeq lists its product as hypothetical. The transcript has 2 exons. Lineage: Eukaryota; Fungi; Ascomycota; Sordariomycetes; Glomerellales; Plectosphaerellaceae. The record is from RefSeq and is a predicted model, not a curated record. The coding region runs from base 1 to 549 and encodes 182 amino acids.